This is a messenger RNA of Salvia splendens (bonfire salvia), 1066 nucleotides long. Its product is annotated as Nucleolar histone methyltransferase-related protein. The coding region runs from base 183 to 521 and encodes 112 amino acids. NCBI's taxonomy places the organism in Eukaryota, Viridiplantae, Streptophyta, Magnoliopsida, Lamiales, Lamiaceae. The transcript is spliced from 4 exons. The record is from RefSeq and is a predicted model, not a curated record.
UUUAAAAGAAUAAUUACCCAAAAACAGAUAUGGUUUCAUGUAUGUUCACAGUAAAAGCAUGCAUGUCUUUUCUUAGCAAAUAACCUCUGCUUCUUCUUCCCAUUUGCACCUCAAAAAAAUUCAAAAUUUCAGUUUUCCUCUCGAUUCGCUGCGUGCUGUGCGUGUAGUCCAUCGCAGUCAAGAUGGGGAGGCCAAGGGGGAGACCGAAGCGAAUCGGUUUCGGAUUUCAGCCGCGGCUGACGCGGAUGGACGCGGCGGUUGACGCGAUGCUGCCGCUUGGAUUUUCCGAAGCAAUGGUGAAGGCACGCGUGAAGAAGCUGCUGAAGGAAUAUGGUGGAGAUGAAGGAUGGCCAUUCAUUGAAGAAUCGGCAUAUUCAGUACUUAUUGAGUCCAUUCUUGAAAAUAUGAAUAAUGGCGAGCAAAUCCAACUUCUAGAGAAAGAUGCGCAGAAUGGACAGUCGGAGAAACUGAGUUUGUGGAAUAGCAUCUACACCAUUGAAGGUUUUAUUAGAGAUCCAUGAAGAUUCAUUUGUCUUUUAGUUUUGCCUCUUAUUUCACAAUGUACUCUAAUGCAUUAGGUCCAUUUUCACUUGGUGUGAGUGAAACCUGGAAUAUUUGGAUCGUUUUACUAACAUUGAAAUUGGGAGUUAAGUUGUAUCGAGUGGUAGUUCAUUAGCUUCUUUGGAGAUUAGGUUUUGGAGAUGUGGUAGUUCAUUAGCUUCUUUGGGAUUCAAGAAAUGAGUUGGGCCUUAACAAGUCAUGCAAUGGCAGUAUGCUAGUAAAAAGGAGUUAAAUUAACUGACUUUAAGUGCCUUUGCUUUUACAAUGGGUUCAGAAAUCAAUUUAAUUUAUAUUCCAAUAGCUCUCAAGAAGAUAAUUGCUUGCACAUGAACAAAACAAAUUUUAUUUUGUUUUUUUCAUUUCAAUAAGUUUGUUCUGUCUAAUGCACUAUAUAGUCACCAUAUAUGCUUGAUGAUGUUCGAUUUAGCUAGUCAGUUGUUAUCACUUAGCAUUUUAUCUUAAUCAACCAAAUUCACCACACUAUUCUCAGCCUGUUGGAUAUCAA